Bufo bufo (common toad) is the source of this 4216-nucleotide messenger RNA. RefSeq names its product solute carrier family 16 member 1 (gene SLC16A1). Bases 160 to 1638 code for a protein of 492 amino acids. The record is from RefSeq and is a predicted model, not a curated record. Gene Ontology annotation, molecular function: monocarboxylic acid transmembrane transporter activity. Gene Ontology annotation, biological process: transmembrane transport; monocarboxylic acid transport. NCBI's taxonomy places the organism in Eukaryota, Metazoa, Chordata, Amphibia, Anura, Bufonidae. Gene Ontology annotation, cellular component: membrane. The transcript is spliced from 5 exons.
CCUAGGCUCGCCUGAUUCUGCUCGCUACAUUGCUGAUUAGCCCAUUGCUGUGGUGAGAGCGCAUCGUGCGGGGCUGCUGCAGCCCUCCUCUCGUGUGUGUGACUUCAGGCUACAUUGUAACCAGAGAAGUUGCAAGCAACAGUUUGAAACGCUAGCAAGAUGCCACCUGCAAUUGGAGGACCUGUGGGUUACACACCACCCGAGGGAGGCUGGGGAUGGGCUGUGGUUUUGGGAGCCUUUAUAUCCAUUGGCUUCUCUUAUGCCUUUGCCAAAUCAAUCACAGUGUUUUUUAAAGACAUAGAAGUAAUAUUUGGAGCAACAAGUAGUGAGGUCUCAUGGAUUUCUUCAAUUAUGCUGGCUAUGAUGUAUGCUGGAGGUCCCAUAAGCAGCGUGUUGGUGAACAAAUUUGGAAGCAGACCCAUCAUGAUUGCUGGUGGCAUUCUUGCAGGCAGUGGUUUAAUCGCAGCCUCGUUCUGUAAUACUGUGACUGAACUAUAUUUCUGUAUUGGUGUUGUUGGUGGAUUUGGUCUGGCUUUUAACUUGAACCCAGCACUAACAAUGAUUGGAAAAUACUUCUUCAAUAAGCGACCAAUAGCUAAUGGAAUUGCCAUGGCUGGAAGCCCUGUAUUUUUGUCAACACUUGCUCCUCUGAAUCAAUACUUGUAUAACAUCUUUGGAUGGCGUGGAAGCUUCUUGAUCUUGGGUGGGCUUCUGUUCAAUUGUUGUGUUGCAGGUUCCUUAAUGCGUCCCAUUGGACCAAAACCAGAGGACCCAAAGAAAAAAGUGACCAAGGAGGUUUUGGAAGAAGCUGGAAAAUGCGCCUCAAAAGAAGAUGGUGAUGUUAACAAAGAUCUGAUUGGUGGCAAAGCAAAAACAAAGCCAACCUUUUUUCAGACAAUCAACAAAUAUUUGGACUUUUCUCUUUUUACUCAUCGGGGAUUUUUGAUUUACCUUUCUGGCCACACUAUUAUGUUCUUUGGACUUUUUGCACCUCUAGUCUUUCUCAGCAAUUAUGCAAAAAGCAAGGGCAUUUCAAAUGAGUCUGCUGCCUUCUUGCUUUCGAUACUUGCAUUUGUAGAUAUGUUUGCAAGACCAUCCAUGGGCUUUGUAGCCAAUACCAAGUGGGUAAGACCCAGGAUGCAGUAUUUCUUUGCCGUUGCUGUCCUUUAUAAUGGUGUGUGCCACCUUCUGGCUCCAUUAUCAACAGAUUAUGUUGGCUUUGCUGUAUAUGCUGCCUUUUUUGGAUUUGCUUUUGGUUGGCUCAGCUCUGUCCUUUUUGAAACAUUGAUGGACUUGGUUGGUGCACACAGGUUUUCAAGUGCUGUUGGACUGGUAACCAUUGUAGAAUGUUGCCCUGUCCUCCUUGGACCACCCCUUUUAGGUAGACUUAAUGAUAUAUAUGGAGACUACAAGUACACCUACCAAGCUUGUGGAAUAGUGCUGAUCUGUGCAUCGAUCUACCUCUUCAUUGGAAUGACCAUCCACUACAGACUCCUUGCAAAAGAGAAAAAAGCUGAAGAGAAAAAGAGAAGCCAGGAGGCCAACGGUGGGGAAUCCGAACACAAAGACCAUAAAGAACUUGCAGUCCUUCCUCAGAGUUCAGAUGACGUAGUGAAGGAGGAGGAGAGCAACAUAUGAGACUGUGGCUUGGAUCGGUUGGACACUAUCAAGACAUGACACUGAUUCUGCACAAUAGUCUCAUUUUAGGAUAGAAUUUAUUUUUAAGCCUUAUUCAAAACCAUUUUUUUUUUUCCUAGCUGAUCUAUGGAAACCUUUCAUCAGACAAACUAAACGUUGCAAUCUUAAUUCUUCAGUUGGCUGGAACAGUAACUUGUGCCUUAAUGCUGUUGUUCACAAAUCCAUUUAACUUUUUUUCCCCUCCUUUCAAAGGGAACUUUCUUUUAACCCUUAGUUUUUGUUUUAUUUUUUAUAUAUUUCUUGACUAAUGUGGCCAUGCAGAAGCCACGUGCUAAGAGGUUUUAAUUUAACGGGAAUAGGUGGACAAAACUUAUAGCUCACCCACACGCAACGCUUGGAUUCUGUCUUCCGAGGACUACUUCCACUAGAUAAGAUGCUUCUACAAUACAUCAAACAUUGGAAAUCUUCAGGGCCUUGACUGGCAGGUUUCUGAAUGGAUCAUGGCAGAGAAUCUGAUCUCUCAUAAAAUAUUUUUGUAAUGCUUCUGUUUAUAGCUGUGUGGAUGUAUUGUUCCAGUAUUAAUGUCUGCAUUGCCAUAGAUGGCUGCAGCUCUUGUAGAAUCUUCCAGCCGCUGAAGAGGCAGUCAUGUUCUGUCCUCCCACUUGUCACCAUGAAGGAGUUCUAAACAUACCGUUUUAUUAAUGACUGGCCAUUUUACUUUUAAGUGUUAAAGCCAGUUCUGACAUUCUUAAAUUUUUUUUUUUUUUUUUUUUUUUACCAGCCCAUGCUACCCAUCACUCAAUUUUUUUAAAUCAUGUUAAAAAUCUGACCAGAAUGUUGCUUUCAUUAUGAGUGGACAGUGACGUGUGUUUUUGCUUAACGAUGUACUGGGCUGAUAGGAUGAAGUGUAAUUUUAAUUUAUAAGCUGUAUAGCUAUAGGAAACAAUUGCUUUUUGUCUUAUAAUCAAGGCAGCCUUUAGACAGGGUAUAUGUGCCUGUUAACACAAAACUGUACCUCCUUAAUGUUAGAAUGCAUGUACCGUCACAUUCAGGAAGUCUGUUCUCCUAAGCUAAACACUAGAAAGUUUUCUGUCUUUUUUUUUUUUUUUUUUUUGUAUAUUCUGAUAGGAGAACAGAUCUUGCAAAUACCAGUGUGCAUGCAGUCUAAUGUGGUCUGUUUUUCCGAGUGACUGAAUUUGUUGGUUUUGAAACCAUCAGCCCUAAUAUUUAGGGUGACUCCUAUUAAGAUAGAAGUUAAGAGCUAUUCUAGUGGCAAAUAAGGGUCAAGUUCCUCUAACUUUAUUUAUAAUUUAGUUGUUUCAACCUGUCCUCCACCCCAGUGUUUCCCUGCCAUAACAAUAAAUGAUAUGUAAACUAGUCCCUCUGCUUCUUCCAGGACCACACCCUGCCCAUGGGUUGUGCCUGGUAUUGCUUCUUUGCCUCAAUGAAGAUAAAGAUGUUGAUCUGUAAUGCCACAUCCAACCAUUGGACAAGUGUGGUGCUGUUUUUGAUAGAAAUCAGUCUGUCUAAUUAUGUACAGCGUUUUAAAGCUUUUGCUGAAAGUCUGAAAUUUCAGAUGUGUGCGUUGCCGACCCCCCCCCCCCCCCUCUUCCCCCAUAUUCUUCAUUUCAUGUCACAUUCUCAGGGCUCUGGAUGAGCUGUAGAGUUGCCUUAGCCUUAUAUGUGCUUGUCUGUGACCAUGAGUGUUGUCAUCACUUUGCUAAUAUCUGUGAGCUCCAUCAGACUGACACCUCUAAAGCAACUAUACAGUGUGAAGAUCAUGCAAAAUGGCUCCCGAUAUCUCCAGGACCAACGUUGGUGUGACAUUUUUAAUGAAGUCGGGCUCUGGAUGAAAACCAGCUUAAGGAGGACAUUACACUGGUCCUGACAUUACAAUGUUAGUACCUGGCAGUAUAGGUCCCGCAGUUUUUAGUGUUUUUUUUUUUGUUUUUUUUUUCAGAUACGCUGAUUCGUUGCCCCGCUGUGCCCCUCGUUCUCUUAUGCUGUCCUGUAUGCUAAUUAAUAGUACAGGGAGGAGGAGACAGUCAUGUUUCUUAAGGGGCGAGAGGAAAAAGGUGACUUCCCUUGAGAUACACGGCAAUCUUCUCCUCCUCUGUACAGAUGAGAACUGAGGGCACAGUGGGAGAACGAAGCAGCGUAUCUGGAAAAGAAAAUUAAAAUGGCACACUGACAUCUACUGUUCAGUCCCUACACACACUGCCAGGUACUAACAUUGUAAUGUCGGGACCAGUGAAAGGUCCUCUUUAAUUCCCUACCUCCUCCGAACCUGGCCUGCUGGCUUGUACUACUGCUACCUCCUAUCUUUUUUUUUUUUUUUUUUUUUUUUUUAGGCAAUCAGUUGUGUCUUGUAUAUUACUAGUAUUUAUAAAGUCACCCACAUAUUUAUACACGUCUCCGAGGAUCUGCUGCUCCAGGCAAUAUAGCAGCCGGUAAAAGUUCACAUGUGUCAACCAAUGCCAGAACAGCAGACCACUAUCAACAUUGAUAAAGUAUUCCACUUUUCGUUUUGGGCCCAUUAGAAGAUUGAUGUACUGUAUGUAACAUGUUUUUAAAUAAA